This is a messenger RNA of Entamoeba invadens IP1, 1923 nucleotides long. RefSeq names its product protein kri1, putative. Gene Ontology annotation, cellular component: nucleolus; 90S preribosome. Gene Ontology annotation, biological process: endonucleolytic cleavage in ITS1 to separate SSU-rRNA from 5.8S rRNA and LSU-rRNA from tricistronic rRNA transcript (SSU-rRNA, 5.8S rRNA, LSU-rRNA). Bases 1 to 1923 code for a protein of 640 amino acids. The record is from RefSeq and is a predicted model, not a curated record. Lineage: Eukaryota; Evosea; Mastigamoebida; Endamoebidae. The transcript has a single exon.
AUGAGUGAGAACACCACCGAUAGUGAAUCCGCUAAACAUUCACCCGUUUCUUCAGAGAGUUCUGAAAGUUCAGACAAUGACAAACACAAGAAUAGUUCGAGUGCGAUGAGUGAAGACUCAUCUGAUUCUUCGAGUAGUUCCUCCCAAUCCUCAAAAGAAGUUCAGCCAACUACUAAAGAAAUGUCAGAAGAUUCCUCUUCAAGUGAAGACCCCGAUUCCGAUGAAACAACAAAGAACUUGAAAGAACUUGAAAAAGACGAAGAAAAAGACGAAAAGAAAGAGAUGAGUGAAGGUUCGAGUUCAUACGAACCGCUGCAUGGCCAAUUAGAAACUUCGAAUUCGAGUGAAGAAGAGGAAGAAGAUAAUUUAGGCCAAUUUGAACCGAAAGAAUGGCAACAUGACUUUUUAGAAUUAUUACCAAAACUCUCAAAAGGAGAGAAGGUCGAUCACCCUGUUUUUGAAGGAGAACUUCUCAUUCCGAAAAAAUCUCAAACGAAACAAACGAAACUCGGCGAUUACGUCCGCGAUAGAAUUUUGGAAGUCGAAAAGACUAAUUCGAAAGCAAAUGUCUUCGACGACGAAGACACUCAUCUCGUUAAAGAGACACCCGUGAAAGAAGAAUCGAGACUCCUCUCUGAAUUCCAGAAGAAAGCUAACGAAUUAGAAACCGACUCGGAUGAUUUACUUGAAGUUAAAGAGAAGGCUCCGACGUUCAAUGAGACAGUUCAAGACGAAGUGAAAGAGGAGAAAAGCCGACUGGACCCCGAUACGUUGAGUUUUUGGACGCAAAAGAGCGCCGAUAAAAAUGAGGAAUUUCUGAAAAAAUUUAUUUUGGAAAAAAAAUGGAUGGAACUCGAAGAAAACGAUUCAGAAGAAAAUAAACUAGAAAAAAUAGAUUUGGACGAAGAUCAAAAAGAGAUUGAAAGAGCAGAUGACGAAGAAGCUAAGGAACGACUCGGGAUUGUUUCUUAUGGGAGAAAAAUUAAAGAAACGUUAAGAAAGGAAAGUCAAGCGAGAAGAAAAACUAGAGAACGGUUGAAAGAAAGAAAAGAGGAACAACGAAGAAAAGCGGCUGCUAAAGAAAACGAAAAGAAAAAAGCACAAAAGAAAAAAAUUGAAGAAAAAAUUAAAGAACUGCAAAAAUCUCAAAAAAUCCGAAUUGACGAAAACUUUUUGGAUGAAGAUUUUGAUGAGGAAAAGUUUGACAAAAUGAUGGAAAAUUAUGAUGAAAAUUAUGAUGAAAACGACGCUGAUAUUGAGAAGAUGAGAGAGGAGAUUGCAGACGAAAUGAGAGAAGAAGAUUAUGAUGGUCAGAAUGAACCAGAAGACACCAACGGGCAAAUACCAAAGAAAGUGAAGUUUAAAAAGAACCAAAACGACAACAUCUUUUUAGAACAAUCUGAUGGAAGUAAAAAGAAAGUUGAUGUUGAGAAAAUGAGAGGAAAAGAUAAGAGUCUUGACAAAAUGAUUGAUGAUUAUUAUAAACUUGAAAAUUCCGAGAAGAAUGGAAAUGACAACAUGAGGUUUGAAUACGUCAAUGUGAAUAAAGAUGAUUCCGGCUUAACUGCGAUGGAUAUUUUGACACUUUCUGAUAAGGAACUGAAUCAAAUUAUUGGGUUUAGAAAGCUUGCGACAUACUCUGAUUGGAGACCAAAUAAUACGGAACGACAGAAGGUAAGAGAACUUCAUAGUAAACAAAAAAAACAAAAAGUUGAAAAAAUUGAAAAAGAAAAUGUGGAAGAGAAAAGUGAGAGUAAAUCUCCCCAAAUGAAAGUCGAACAAAAAGAUAAAAACGAGAAAAAGAAAGAAACACAAAAAGAAGAGAAAAAAGAAAAUCUUAAUGUGUCAUCGAAAGAUGAGUGGAAAGAAAAGCAUAAGAAAGGUCCAAGACAGGAGAAGAAACAACUGAAAGCAAAAAAAUGA